Molecule: messenger RNA, 330 nt
Organism: Anopheles marshallii
Lineage: Eukaryota; Metazoa; Arthropoda; Insecta; Diptera; Culicidae
Exons: 2
Coding region: 1-330 (109 amino acids)
Source: RefSeq, a predicted model, not a curated record
AUGAAUCCGAUCUUUUUCUAUGGCUACACGGCAGCCGGUAUUGGAUUUGUCGUUUCGGUAGUUUACUUGGGACUGUUUAACAUCUGCCAGCAGCGAAACUUGCGCAUUGUUUUGGAGAAUGCGACCUUUCGACAGUUUUACGAAGACCGAAGACAUCAUACGGCAGCUCAAAAGUACACCAAUCGCCAUCGAACGAAACUGAUCACACGGCGCAUGCUGCACAAAAUCAAUCAACUCUCGCCGCGGGUUCAUCUGCACAGUGAUGGGCCCCGUUGGAAGUUGAUCUACACCCCGGGUGGAGAUAUACGGGCGAUACCCCUGCCACCAUAG